Messenger RNA from Cantharellus anzutake, 1557 nucleotides. Its product is annotated as tRNA synthetases class I-domain-containing protein. The coding region runs from base 1 to 1305 and encodes 434 amino acids. Gene Ontology annotation, molecular function: tyrosine-tRNA ligase activity; ATP binding. The transcript has 7 exons. The record is from RefSeq and is a predicted model, not a curated record. Gene Ontology annotation, biological process: tyrosyl-tRNA aminoacylation. NCBI's taxonomy places the organism in Eukaryota, Fungi, Basidiomycota, Agaricomycetes, Cantharellales, Hydnaceae.
AUGACAGAUAUCGCAGCGACCUACCAAUUAGUAACCCGUAACCUCCAAGAGGUUCUCGGUGGGGAUAUCAUCAAAAAGAUUUUGGAGGAAGGGAGACCAUUGAAGUGCUACUGGGGCACUGCGCCUACCGGAAGACCGCACAUCGGUUACUUUGUUCCUAUGACAAAAAUAUCCGAUUUCCUGAAGGCAGGCACCGAGGUCACAAUUCUGCUCGCAGAUGUCCACGCAUUCUUAGACAACCUCAAAGCGCCUCUUGAGUUGGUUCAACAUCGAGUCAAAUACUAUUCAUACGUCCUUCGCUCGGUUUUUGUUUCUAUCGGGGUGCCCGUAGAAAAAUUGAAGUUCGUUGUCGGUUCAGACUAUCAGCUAACUAAGGAAUACAAUAUGGAUAAUUAUCGAUUGUGCGCUACCGUCACAGAGCAUGACGCGAAGAAGGCAGGGGCAGAAGUCGUAAAGCAAGUCGCUAGUCCUCUACUCAGCGGACUGCUAUAUCCGGGAUUGCAAGCCUUGGAUGAGCAGUACCUCGAUUGUGAUUUUCAAUUUGGAGGGGUUGACCAGCGGAAGAUAUUCACUUUCGCUGAGGCUACCCUUCCCAAACUGGGCUAUCGGAAACGUGCCCAUCUCAUGAAUCCGAUGGUACCAGGAUUGGCUGGGAGCAAGAUGUCUUCUUCUGAUCCCAACUCAAAAAUAGACUUCCUGGACAAGCCGGCUGACGUUCGUAGAAAGAUCAAGGCGGCGUUUUGUGAAGAAGGGAAUAUUGCGGAAAAUGGUGUCCUGUCCUUCGUUGGGGCAGUGCUCAUCCCGAUAAGCAAACUGUGGAUAGAAAUGCGAACAUCGGGAGAAGUCGAUGCAAAAUCUGAAUUGCAGAAGCCUUUCGUCCUCGAUGACGCCCCUCCAGGCACCGUUUUCUCGAUUUCGCGCCCAGAGAAGUGGGGCGGCUCUAUGCAUUACUCUUCCUACGAGCAAAUAGAGAAGGACUUUGUGGACAAAAAACUACACCCUGGAGAUCUGAAAACAGCUGUGGCGAAUGCCAUUAUCAGACUUCUUGAACCAAUCCAAAAGGCAUAUGAUAGCGAUCCAGAUUUUCAAAAAGCCAACCAAGAUGCUUAUCCGUCCGAAAAACCAGUAACGAAGGAGGCGAAGAAGAAGAAGGAGAAAGGCGGGCAGAAACAUCCAGCCGCCAAUGAGAAUGUUAUAAAGGAGUCAAGUGUCCCCUUUGAAGCAUCGGUGGCGCCGACCGCGGACGCAGUCAAUGGCACACAAGAGAUUGUCCAAGGCACAAGUGGAAAGCUAUCGAUAGAGUAGUCAUUUGGCCUGAAGGACUGCAAACUGCACGUUGCGCAUAUUGUCGAGAGGGAAUGUGCACACUUGGUACGGCGGUGAUUUAACAGUUUGGAAUUUGUACAGCAACGCGAAGACUAUUGUUACAUACAUUAAUCAAUUACAAAUAUGCAGUCUUUGGAACGAAUAGAUUUAGGGGGAUGCAGCCAUAUAGUAAUUAAAAUUAUAUGCAGUGGGGGUAGCAGUAUAGGUGAAGCCACUAGGAGAGAAUUUAAU